ACCCAGCAACACAGCAGCACGCAUCACACUGUAGCACUUCAUUUGAACACACCAUUUUAAACCUAUGCCUCCUUAAUGUUUUAUUUUACUUGUUCUGUACAGCUGGUCCACAUUUGGUGUAGAGCUCCUGAAAUCUCACCAGAGUGAGCACAGCCAGGUGAGAGAAAAAUGACCCAUGUAAUAAAAGCAACAUCAGGCACUGAUGGCACUGUGGAGAGCAGUCCAGCUGGAGAUGUGCGAAUGAUCUCAGAAGAGCACGAGGAAUGGAGUAUUAUAACCCCACAAUCAUCUCCCACCAGCUACAAACAGAGAAGUGAGGAGUUCAGGAAGACUUUCAAAGAACUGAAUGAGACAGAAAGGCUUAUAGUGGACUACACAUGUGCUCUGCAAAAAGACAUUUUAUUGCAAGGACGCAUAUUUGUGACAGAGAAUUUUCUCUGUUUCUACAGUCAUGUUUUUUGGGGAACAAAGAUUAUUGUCAAUAUUAAAGAUAUCUCAUCCAUGACGAGGGAGAAGACAGCUCGAUUGAUACCAAAUGCCAUUCAGAUCAUUCAGACCAAUACUGAGAAGCUCUUCUUCACAUCUUUUACUGCAAGGGAGAAAAGUUACCAGAGCAUUUUUCGACUGUGGCAGAAUUUUCUGAUGGAUAAGCAAUUGACCAAGCAAGAGCUGUGGCAGAUGGUCAAACAGCAUUAUGGCAAUGACUUGGGUUUGAGCCAGGAGGAAAUGGAUAGUAUGCAGAUGAUGGUAGAUACUGUCACACAUAACCAGCCCAGUUGUUUUAGCUUGAACAUGAAAACAGAGGAUCACGCUGUAAAACUAGAGAGACCUUCCUCUCUACGACUUCCUCAGACCGAGCAGACGUCACACGAGGCCUCGACACCACAGGGAGACGACACGCAAUCGUCCAUCGGACUGCAGAGCACGCUCUCUCCGAAUGGGGAUGAUGCUCGGAGCACACCUUCACAGCCACGCAGUCCUAAUCUUUCCCUGGACCGCUUCAGCAAUGAGCGAUUGUCCAAGCGCUCGUCUCUGUCCUUGGAUCUGAAUGCCAAUGAGGACCGACUCUCUGAUAAUAGCGUAUCUGAUAGCAUGGAGGAGGUGGAACGAGACUGUGUGUCCCAGGCGCCUCAGGGAAGACUGUACGUGAACAGGGUGUUCCGUAUCAGUGCUGAGAAAAUGUUCGAGCUGCUUUUCACCGAUUCAUAUUUCUGCCGGCGUUUUAUGAAUGCCAGGAAGAUCACUGGUGCGACCUCUACAUCUUGGCAAAGGGACUCCACUGGCUCAAUGAAGAGAAGUUUAAACUACACCAUCACGAUCUCCAACCCACUAGUGGGUAAAUUUUCCACUGCAACGGAAAACCAGACACUAUAUAAGGAAUCCAGGGAGGGUCAUUAUUACUUGGUGGAUUCAGAAGUCUAUACACAUGACGUCCCGUACCACGACUAUUUCUACACUCUGAAUCGUUACUGCAUCAUUCGCAACUCGAAGCGCAAGUGUAGACUCCGGAUUUACACCGAUGUGAAAUACAAGAAGCAGCCGUGGGGAUUUGUAAAAUCUUUUAUCACAAAAAACUCUUGGAGUGGCCUGGAGGACUACUUCAGGCACCUUGAGGCGGAGCUUCUUGAGGAGGAGGCGGAGCUUAACCAAGGCUCCAGCGAUGCUGGAAAAGUUGGCUUGCGAAGAAGGAGGAGGACCUUCAGUCGCACCCUCCAGGAGCACAUGAGACCGGGCAGGCAGUACAGUAUAGACCCCGACCAGCAGCGAGAGAACUCCAUUGGUGCAGCAGACACAAAGAAUACACAAAAGUGGACCAUCACUUCUAUUAUAGCAGGAAUGAGCUUAAUAUUGUUGAUUUUGACCAUACUGAACCUGGGACUGUUCUUUAAGCUCUGGGCAAUGGAGGAUGUGGCGCAGCGUAUGUACUUAACCACAAAGCAGCGAUUAAGGGAAAGAGCCGAGGCCAGGUUGGCACCUGACCUGGGCCCUCAACAAAAUACAUUCCACAGGAGCCAGGAGGAGACUCGCUUACUGAAGGCCGUGCUGCAAGACUCCAUCAACCUUCUGGAGCAGUUACGUAAUUCUCUCGUGGUGCUUCAGCAGAACUUCCAAGGGUCCAAUAAGACCUCUACUCAGCUAUGACAUGCUGCUUGGUGACCCACAGACUGCAGGGGAAUUCUGCCCCCAAGGCUUUGCGUACAUCAGGAGACGUUGCCAUAGGCAACGGUUACCUCAGAGAUGUCCCUUUUUUUGCCAUCUGGUGUUACUACCUCAGGCCUUCUGCGCUGUGGAUGUUUUUGAGCCGUGUGCGAGUGUGUAGGGAUUUGUGGUGGCAGAGGGAGCGAUGUAGGCCCAUCGCCCCUGCAAAUUGUGAGCUCAGGGUAUGUUUAAAUUCACAGGUGUUGCCUUUUCCCUUUUGAUUAUAGUGUAAAUACUUGCAGUCAUCUACCUUAAUUAUUGAAUGUAUCCUGUUUUGGCCUGUUGAUUUGCACAGCAAUUGUUAACACCUCUGUUUAUAACCUCUCUCCAGGGCUUUAUGAACAUUGUGUGUGUGAGAGUUCAUGUGCAUGUGUGGACAUGUGCGUGAGAGAGAAAGAAGAUAUAUUGACUCUAAAUAUUCCGUUAUUGCACUCUUAUCCAGGGAAUUAUGAAGUUUUCAUUUUGUAAUUUUUUUUAAAACCAUUUUGGUAAAUUUGCUUAUGGCUAGAAAUUUUUUUCUGAUGUUUCUAGAAAUGUUUGCACCUCCAAACACUGCUGAAUGUCUCAGAAUACAGAGUUUUCAGUUUCUUGACUCUGCAGUGGUGUUUUUUUUUUUUUUUUUUUUAUUCUGCUAGAUUAUAAAAGUUCCUCUUUAGGAAUACAUGUACAGCAAAGUUAUAAAUAAUGUGGAACGGGUGUGCAUAAUAAUAGUUGAUUUUGAUAUUUUAUCUAUACAAUGUUUACACUGCAUUUUGAUGUAAUUUGUAAUUGUACAGAGAUUAUAAGGACUUAAAUAGUGGUAAUGUUUGCACACAAGCUGAUGGAAUUGUAAUGAUUUUGUGGGCUUUUUUGUUUUUAAUGGAUACAAAAGUUUAAGCCACGAAUUGUAAAUCUUUUUCAGAAAUGAAUGUGAUUUUAGUUUUCCAUUUGUAUGGAUGUUUUAAAUAAAAUUGUGUGAUGUCUAUUUAUGCCUUAAAUAAAAAGCCCUGUCUGUGGCAAUGUAAUUUAUAGUUUAGGGGUUUAUGCUAUAAAAACUUUAUAAGUUGCAGCUUGUAAUUCAGGUAAAAUGCCAUUUUUUUUAGAAUAAUGUGCCCCUCUCUAAAAAUAAAAUCCGAUGGUGUCCUUGUGUUUA
Messenger RNA from Silurus meridionalis, 3331 nucleotides. It is a transcript of the gene gramd1c, whose product is annotated as GRAM domain containing 1c. Lineage: Eukaryota; Metazoa; Chordata; Actinopteri; Siluriformes; Siluridae. Gene Ontology annotation, biological process: intracellular sterol transport. The record is from RefSeq and is a predicted model, not a curated record. The transcript is spliced from 18 exons. Gene Ontology annotation, molecular function: sterol binding; sterol transfer activity. Bases 169 to 2142 code for a protein of 657 amino acids. Gene Ontology annotation, cellular component: endoplasmic reticulum-plasma membrane contact site; plasma membrane; endoplasmic reticulum membrane.